AUGACUGAUGCUGAAGUGGUGUGUAGAGAGCUGGGAUGUGGAAAAGCUGUAGAGGCUCUGAGUAAUGCUCCUUUUGGACCAGGAUCAGGACCAAUCUGGAUGGAUGAUGUGGCCUGUAGUGGAUCAGAAUCAACACUGAAGGACUGUAGAUCAAGAGGAUGGGGUGUUAGUGGUGGCUGUAGUCAUUAUGAAGAUGCUGGAGUCAGAUGCUCAGAAACUUUAAACUAUGGAAGGCCAGGACUUGUAGCUGGGUCUCAUCUGUGCUCUGGGAGACUGGAGAUGUAUUUUGGAGGACGAUGGGGUUCAUUGUGUGAUGCUGCCUUUGACCAGCAGGAUGCAGAGGUUGUGUGUAGAGAGCUGGACUGUGGGGCUCCUGUACAGGUGCUGGGAGCAGCUGCUUUUGACAAAGGAGACGCUCAGAUGUGGACACAAGAGAUUCAGUGCAGAGGAAAUGAAUCACACAUUCAACGCUGUCCAUCAUCAAACUCACAUAAAACAAACUGCACCCAUGAAAAUGAUGUCGGACUGAUAUGUUCUGGUUACACUGAUCUCAGACUGGUAAACGGUCCUGACAUCUGUUCUGGAAGAGUUGAGCUUCAGUUCCUCAAUGAAUGGGGCACAGUGUGCGAUGCAUGCUGGGAUAUGAGAGCUGCCAGUGUCCUCUGUAGACAGCUGAAUUGUGGGAUUGCUGUGUCUGUUGUGGGAUCAGAAUGGUUUGGAGAGGGAAGUGGUGAAAUCUGGGCUGAUGUGUUUCUGGUGGGUUCUGGGGGAGACUGUGCAGGGAGGCUGGAGGUUUUUCACAAUGGCUCAUGGGGGACAGUGUGUGAUGACUCCUGGGAUAUUAAAGAUGCUCAUGUGGUGUGCAGACAGCUGCAGUGUGGAGUGGCCCUCAGUAACCAGCCGGUACCAGCCUGGUUUGGUCCUGGUUCUGGACCCAUAUGGCUGGAUGAGGUGGAGUGUGAGGGGAAUGAGACGUCCUUGUGGAGCUGCUCUUCUCCAGGCUGGGGAAAACAUGACUGUCAACACAAGGAGGAUGUAGGAGUCGUGUGCUCAGAGUUUAAAGAGAUCAGGUUAACUGAGGGCUGUGAAGGGAAUCUGGAGGUUUUCUACAAUGGAUCCUGGGGUAAUGUGUGCUGGAACAAGAUGGACAGAGACACAGCGAGUCUGAUCUGUCAAGAGCUGAACUGUGGAAGAUCUGGCAGUGAACCCAGUUAUUCAGACGGACUGAAGCCUCGUAACUGGUUUGAUAAUCUUAAUUGUCGGCGACAUGACUCCAAUUUAUGGCAGUGUCCAUCUUCAGCCUGGGGACAGAAUGACUGUGAUAAUGAUGAAGUCGCCAAAAUUACCUGCUCAGGAUCAGAUUAG
This is a messenger RNA of Carassius auratus (goldfish), 1365 nucleotides long. RefSeq names its product deleted in malignant brain tumors 1 protein-like. Gene Ontology annotation, cellular component: membrane. The transcript has 6 exons. NCBI's taxonomy places the organism in Eukaryota, Metazoa, Chordata, Actinopteri, Cypriniformes, Cyprinidae. Bases 1 to 1365 code for a protein of 454 amino acids. The record is from RefSeq and is a predicted model, not a curated record.